AGAUGUAAAAGUAUAUAGUGGGACCCAAUAUUGGAUUCAAAGAUUUAUGGAGUAAAUUACGGUGAGCAUUAGGCAUUUGAACAAAGAAGGAGAGGACGAAGUACAAAGCACAAAACACAAAGCACUAGGUGGGAAAUUGGAAAUAGAAAUAGGGAAUUACUCCACUAGUUAGAAGCUGGGCCUGAGAGAAUGUUUUGUCCAUAGUCCAUUAUUAUAAAGAGGUAAAGCACCACAGAAAGCAUCUACUCCUGCAUUUUACAGUACACCAGUCACCAGUCACCAGUCACCAGUCACCAGUCACCAGUCGGAGGACAACACAAACUAUUCAUUUUUUUGCAACAUUACUCCUUAUCUGCAGUCUCUCUAAUAUCCACCACAACCACAGGUCACUUAAUUUUUAUCUCUUCAAGAAGUAGUAACAUAAUUACUCGAGAGGGUAGUAUAAUUACAAAUUAGUAGCACGCACAUGCCCUUUACUGUAGCUAGCUGAGUGAAGGAGAAUGGGAAGAAGAGGUGCAGCCAUAGGAAUAGGAGUACUGCUGCUGUCAAUAAUAAUGAUAAGCGGAGUUAUAGGCGCAACGCCUAGGAAGCCCGUUGAUGUACCCUUUGGAAGGAAUUAUAUGCCGACUUGGGCCUUUGAUCAUAUCAAGUAUUUCAAUGGAGGCUAUCAGAUUCAACUUGUUCUUGAUAAAUACACUGGCACAGGGUUCCAAUCCAAAGGAUCUUACUUGUUUGGUCACUUUUGCAUGAAUAUCAAAUUGGUGGGAGGUGAUUCUGCCGGAACAGUCACUGCUUUCUAUCUCUCGUCACAAACGGCUGAGCAUGAUGAGAUAGAUUUUGAGUUCUUAGGCAACAGAAGUGGACAACCUUAUAUUCUACAAACCAACGUAUUCACUGGAGGUAAAGGAGACAGAGAACAGAGAAUUUAUCUUUGGUUUGAUCCUACCAAAGACUUCCAUAGCUAUUGUGUUUUAUGGAAUCUGUAUCAGAUCGUAUUUUAUGUGGACAACACACCAAUACGAGUGUUCAAAAACUGCAAGGAUUUAGGGGUAAAAUUCCCGUUUAACCAACCGAUGAAACUAUACUCAAGCUUGUGGAACGCAGACGAUUGGGCGACAAGAGGUGGGCUUGAGAAAACAGAUUGGUCAAAAGCUCCUUUUGUGGCUUCUUAUAAAGGAUUUCAUGUGGAUGGUUGUGAAGCUUCUGUUGAAGCCAAAUUUUGUGGUACUCAAGGUAAAAGAUGGUGGGACCAAAAACAAUUUCAAGAUCUUGAUUCUUACCAAUAUAGGAGAUUGAGGUGGGUUCGUACUAAGUUUACCAUCUACAAUUACUGUAAAGACAGAGUUAGAUUUCCUGCCAUUCCUCCUGAAUGUUCAAGAGAUCAUGAUAUGUCUUAAAUCAAUAGCAACCAUUGUUUUUUCUGUUCUUUAUGUUCAACUAUUAUUAUUAUUAUUAUUAUUAUUAUUAUUAUUAUUAUUAUUAUUAUGGAAUUACAACCAUGUAGUCAAGUUGUAAUGUUUUGAUACCUUAUGCGUGUAAAACUACUCCUAUCUUAAUUCUUAUGAAUAUUAUUAUUGUAGUUUUGGUGUGACUUUGAAUAUACUAAUGGCGUAUGAUGAGGUUGGUGGUGUG
Molecule: messenger RNA, 1632 nt
Organism: Amaranthus tricolor (Joseph's coat)
Lineage: Eukaryota; Viridiplantae; Streptophyta; Magnoliopsida; Caryophyllales; Amaranthaceae
Product: xyloglucan endotransglucosylase protein 2
Exons: 5
Coding region: 501-1397 (298 amino acids)
Biological process (GO): cell wall biogenesis; xyloglucan metabolic process
Cellular component (GO): cell wall; apoplast
Molecular function (GO): xyloglucan:xyloglucosyl transferase activity; hydrolase activity, hydrolyzing O-glycosyl compounds
Source: RefSeq, a predicted model, not a curated record